Messenger RNA from Cylicocyclus nassatus, 587 nucleotides. Lineage: Eukaryota; Metazoa; Nematoda; Chromadorea; Rhabditida; Strongylidae. The record is from the annotation of a GenBank genome assembly.
GAGGAUGUGAGUUGUACAUGUCAUUCGCGGUUGCUUAUCCUCAUAAACUUUACGUCUAAAUGCGCUGGACACUGCUUUUUGUGCCUCUGUGUUGGUGUACCCUUGAAACUACGCCAGCUUACGAAGACAAUGUGAUGGGCAUCGGCUCAUCAGCAGAUGACGAAGGAUACGGAAUAGCAUCAGAAAUUCUCAGAGAGUCUCUCAACUUUUCGGUAAAUCCAUGCGAGGAUUUCUAUGAAUUCACUUGUGGCAAAUGGAUAGCUAGCCAUCCGAUUCCCGAAGACAAAACCAGCUACAGUCACUUUGUGAUACUCAACGAUAAAGUGCAGAAGAAAAUGAGAGAUUUACUUGAAUCAAACGACGUGAAUGAAUCAAAAGCUGUCAGUGCUCUGAAAGCCUUCUACAAAAAGUGUAUGGACAAGAAUGAACUGAACCAUAUCGGUGCUAAGCGAUUGAUAGAGAACAUCGAGAGUUUCGGUGUUUGGCCGGCUUUAGAAGGAGACGAUUCGUGGAAAGAAGCAAAUUACAAUCUGACGUCGCUGCUAAUUCACGUGUAUCGAAGCCGUAGAGUUCUUGCCUUCAUAAAA